Oppia nitens is the source of this 774-nucleotide messenger RNA. RefSeq names its product carbohydrate sulfotransferase 14-like. Gene Ontology annotation, cellular component: membrane. Gene Ontology annotation, biological process: carbohydrate biosynthetic process. The transcript is spliced from 2 exons. Gene Ontology annotation, molecular function: sulfotransferase activity. Bases 1 to 774 code for a protein of 257 amino acids. NCBI's taxonomy places the organism in Eukaryota, Metazoa, Arthropoda, Arachnida, Sarcoptiformes, Oppiidae. The record is from RefSeq and is a predicted model, not a curated record.
AUGGUAGUAACCAUUUUUAUAAGGAAAUCAUCCAAUUAUCGAAAGGGAAAAUCCAGAUAUUGUACAACAAAAAGUUGUCCGCUUUUGGUUAAUGAAAAACAUCGGUUUAUGGCCUGUUUUGUACCAAAGAUUGCCUCGACUUCGAUGAAGAAUAUAUUCAAUAUAUUAGAUGAUAAUAAAAUCAAUAUUACAAAUAUAAAUAAUACAGAAUUUCAUAUAAAAGCCAACGAUUUGUUAACACGAAUCAGUCCUAUGUUUUAUAAUAUCAAACAAAACAAAAACUAUUAUAAAAUGCUUUUUGUUAGACAUCCCUUCGUUAGACUGGUCUCUGCCUUCAAAGAUAAGGCUGAGAGGAAUCGUUCAGAAGAAUCAUAUUUUUAUGACAAAUAUUGGGAUAAAAUAAUGAGUAAAGAGAGAUCUCAUUAUACAAAUGACUCAAAACCUACAUUUCAAGAGUUUGUCAAACUUUUAUUGACUACAAAUGAGUACACAUAUGAUGAACAUUGGGCUCCCAUUUGGACCCGUUGUGAGCCUUGUUAUGUGGAUUACGAUUUCAUUGGCAAACUUGAGACCAGUGCUCAAGAUUUUGCUGUUAUUAGUAAUAAAUUAAAUUUAAGUCAAAUGUUUUGGGAAAACAAAAAUGUCAACAAAUAUAGAAAUCAAGUCAAACAAUAUUUAUUACAAAUUUCCAGUCAAGAGAUUAUUGGUUUAUAUAAAAAAUAUUUUCUUGAUUUCAAACUUUUUGGUUAUACUAUUGAAGAAAUAUUUUAUUGA